UGAUUAACUGUAUGCAAAAUAAGAUAUCAACUAACGAGAGGGCCGUCAAGGGUUAACGCGGAAGCAGAUCCCCUAGCUGAAAAAACAAAAACAAACCGGGGAGUCAGAGCCCCUGAAAGCUCCGGUAGGAAAUUCAGUGGGCCUCCUGUUCCUUUAAACUCUCGCUUUCGCCCCCGCUGACACUUUACAAAGCCGCGGCGGCAGCGGCGGGGACCACGCUGCGGUGCGCCACCUUCCGCCACCCUCCCGCGCUGGGCUGGGGUCCGUGGGGGGCUUCGCAGAGUCGGUAACCGAACUGGCUCUGGUUUGCUUUCUCCACUCCCUAGCCACUACCAGAACCAGCCUCCGCGAAGGGGCGAGCUGUGGUUAACCCUUUGGUGCCCAGAGAGACCCCGCCAGGGUCGGGGCGGGGCGCGAUCGCCCCCCGCAGUCGGGCGCGAAGGCGGCCCGGGAGCCAGGUGGGUGUGGGGCGCAGUUGGCGGAGCUGCCCAGGGCGUGCGAGCAGGCUGCGAGGAUGGCGCCCCGGCGGCGCGGAGGUACCGCCCCGCGCUCCCCCGCUAGCUCCCCGGACUGUCCUCUCUCCCCGCGCUCUGGGGCAGCCGGCUGCCUGGGGCGCGCGGGGCUGGAGUGGCCUUCUCCCUCCCCUUCGCUAGGCUCCCCCGGCUUAAUCUGUUGGCCGCGACUCCUCAGCCAGCCCCGAGGAAAGUGCAGCCAUUGGACAGGUCUGUGCGGGCUGCCGGUUUCAGGGAGGAAGGUGGGAGAAGCCUGGAGGAGCGAAGGGGAGGGCGGAGGGAGGAGGGAGGAGGGUGCGGCGGCAGAUCUGGCAAAUUGCGAGCUGCCUUCCCUCCUCAAAGUGUGGAGAAGGAGCGCGGGGGAGCGUGGCGACGGCAGCGCCUCCUCCGCCACCAAACUCCUGGGGCUCCGCGGGGGCUUGGGGCCACCUCCUCCUGAGCCUGGAGGAACCCUCUCCCGAUAGGUUCCAGCCUGACUCCCUCCCACUCCACCCUUUUCCUUUCUUCUUCCUCUUUUUUUUUUUUUUUUUUAAACACAUUUUUUUUCCUGGCUUCGGACCUCAGACUGCUGAAGCCCUAACCUUCCCAGGGCUCAGCUCUUUGGAGCUGCCCAUUCCUCGGGCUGCGAGAAAGGACGCGCGCCCUGCGUCGGGCGAAGAAAAGAAGCAAAACUUGUCGGGAGGGUUUCGUCAUCAACCUCCUUCCCGCAAACCUAAACCUCCUGCCGGGGCCAUCCCUAGACAGAGGAAAGUUCCUGCAGAGCCGACCAGCCCUAGUGGAUCUGGGGCAGGCAGCGGCGCUGGCUGUGGAAUUAGAUCUGUUUUGAACCCAGUGGAGCGCAUCGCUGGGGCUCGGAAGUCACCGUCUGCCGGCACCGGGUUGGCGCUGCCCGAGUGGAACCGACAGUUUGCGAGCUUCGGCUGCAAGUGGCCUCUCCUCCCCGCAGUUGUUGUUCAGUGUCGGGUGAGGGCUGCGAGUGUGGCAAGUUGCAAAGAGAGCCCCAGAGGUCCGAAGAGCGCUGCGCUCCUACUCGCGUUCGCUUCUUCCUCUUCUCGGUUCCCUACUGUGAAAUCGCAGCGACAUUUACAAAGGCCUCCGGGUCCUACCGAGACCGAUCCGCAGCGUUUGGCCCGGUCGCGCCUAUUGCAUCGGGAGCCCCCGAGCACCGGCGAAGGACUGGCGGGCGGGGUAGGGAGGUGGCGGCGGCGGCAUGGCGAGGUUUCCGAGGGCCGACCUGGCCGCUGCAGGAGUUGUGUUACUUUGCCACUUCUUCACGGACCAGUUUCAGUUAGCCGAUGGGAAACCCGGAGACCGAAUCCUUGGUUGGCAGUAUGGAGUUACUCAGGCCUUCCCUCACACAGAGGAGGAGGUGGAAGUUGAUUCACACGCGUACAGCCACAGGUGGAAAAGAAACUUGGACUUUCUCAAGGCGGUAGACACGAACCGAGCAAGCGUCGGCCAAGACUCUCCUGAGCCCAGAAGCUUCACAGACCUGCUGCUGGAUGAUGGGCAGGACAAUAACACUCAGAUCGAGGAGGAUACAGACCACAAUUACUAUAUAUCUCGAAUAUAUGGUCCAUCUGAUUCUGCCAGCCGGGAUUUAUGGGUGAACAUAGACCAAAUGGAAAAAGAUAAAGUGAAGAUUCAUGGAAUAUUGUCCAAUACUCAUCGGCAAGCUGCAAGAGUGAAUCUGUCCUUCGAUUUUCCAUUUUAUGGCCACUUCCUACGUGAAAUCACUGUGGCAACCGGGGGUUUCAUAUACACUGGAGAAGUUGUACAUCGAAUGCUAACAGCCACACAGUACAUAGCACCUUUAAUGGCAAAUUUCGAUCCCAGUGUAUCCAGAAAUUCAACUGUCAGAUAUUUUGAUAAUGGCACAGCACUUGUGGUCCAGUGGGACCAUGUACAUCUCCAGGAUAAUUAUAAUCUGGGAAGCUUCACAUUCCAGGCAACCCUGCUCAUGGAUGGAAGAAUCAUCUUCGGAUACAAAGAAAUUCCUGUCUUGGUCACACAGAUAAGUUCAACCAAUCAUCCAGUGAAAGUCGGACUGUCCGAUGCAUUUGUCGUUGUCCACAGGAUCCAACAAAUUCCCAAUGUUCGAAGAAGAACAAUUUAUGAAUACCACCGAGUAGAGCUACAAAUGUCAAAAAUUACCAACAUUUCGGCUGUGGAGAUGACCCCAUUACCCACAUGUCUCCAGUUUAACAGAUGUGGCCCCUGUGUAUCUUCUCAGAUUGGCUUCAACUGCAGUUGGUGUAGUAAACUUCAAAGAUGUUCCAGUGGAUUUGAUCGUCAUCGGCAGGACUGGGUGGACAGUGGAUGCCCUGAAGAGUCAAAAGAGAAGAUGUGUGAGAAUACAGAACCAGUGGAAACUUCUUCUCGAACCACCACAACCGUAGGAGCGACAACCACCCAGUUCAGGGUCCUAACUACCACCAGAAGAGCAGUGACUUCUCAGUUUCCCACCAGCCUCCCUACAGAAGAUGAUACCAAGAUAGCACUACAUCUAAAAGAUAAUGGAGCUUCUACAGAUGACAGUGCAGCUGAGAAGAAAGGGGGAACCCUCCACGCUGGCCUCAUCGUUGGAAUCCUCAUCCUGGUCCUCAUUGUAGCCACAGCCAUUCUUGUGACAGUCUAUAUGUAUCACCACCCAACAUCAGCAGCCAGCAUCUUCUUUAUUGAGAGACGCCCAAGCAGAUGGCCUGCGAUGAAGUUUAGAAGAGGCUCUGGACAUCCUGCCUAUGCUGAAGUUGAACCAGUUGGAGAGAAAGAAGGCUUUAUUGUAUCAGAGCAGUGCUAAAAUUUCUAGGACAGAACAACACCAGUACUGGUUUACAGGUGUUAAGACUAAAAUUUUGCCUAUACCUUUAAGACAAACAAACAAACACACACACAAACAAGCUCUAAGCUGCUGUAGCCUGAAGAAGACAAGAUUUCUGGACAAGCUCAGCCCAGGAAACAAAGGGUAAACAAAAAACUAAAACUUAUACAAGAUACCAUUUACACUGAACGUAGAAUUCCCUAGUGGAAUGUCAUCUGUAGUUCACUCGGAACAUCUCCCGUGGACUUAUCUGAAGUAUGACAAGAUUAUAAUGCUUUUGGCUUAGGUGCAGGGUUGCAAAGGGAUCAGAAAAAAAAAAUCAUAAUAAAGCUUUAGUUCAUGAGGGAUCGACACCUUUGGUUCAAAUAUUCUCUGAUGUCUCACAGAUAACUGUUUUCCAAAGCCUGAACCCUUUCACUCAAAAGAGCAAUGAUGAAUGUCUCAAGAUUGCUAAGAAAAACAGCCCAUGCAGGAGUGAAAACAAACACAAAAUAAGAGAUUUUCUACAUUUUCAAAACAGAUGUGUGGCAAAAGGAUGUUGUUUUUCUGGUCUAGAUCCAUCUGUACCAACAAGUUCAUCACUUUACAGAACGAAUCUUUUUAUCUGUACAGGAGGUUCAAACUAUGUCUGCCUCUUCCUUCGUAAUGAAUGACCUUUCUAUGAGCUGUGACAAAAUUUCCGAACAAUUAGCUAAGGAUUUGGGAAGAGGGGGUGGCAAACGGGGCUUUCUGUUUUCCUGCCUCAGCAUAAAAACAUCUGAUUUAUGCUUUAUGGAAGCCUUACCUCCAUUCCCCAACUGUGAAGUCCCAUGAAACCACAGUUGCUCUGGGCUGAUGGAAACAAAAGGAAACAGUAUGAAGAGUUCCUUAAUCAUUUUUGAAACAAAAAUGUUAAGGGAUUUUAAACAUAUGGUUAUUUUUAAUUUUAUGCCUUUUCAGUACUAAAGACCCAUUUCAUUGCUGAUUCCUAAGAAGCCAUUCACGUCAGCAUGGCGAUAGAAAGAAUGAAAAAACCCUGCUGAAUCAUACAGUAAUUUUCUUUAAAGCACAUAGUAGUUACAUAAAUAUAUAUAUAAAUAUAUUUUUGUUUAUAACUAACACAAGGCAGGAUCUUGUGACUCUAAGAGUGCAUUUUGUCAUCAAGACAAAACAGAUGCAAGAUGCAUCGCUGCAUUACUUCCAUAGAGUUGUAAAAUAAUCCUUAAUAUUAGAAUAUUUUUCUGUCACUUAGCAAAAGUGGUUCAGUUCAUUGCCGUGCCCAUCAUGUUCUUGACUAUUUGAUCCACUUUUUCGUUUAUGUCAACCCCUUCCCUCUCUGGCUAAAUAAAGUGGAUGCAGAAAGCUCCUUAAAUGGAGAUAUCGAUUGCCUUGGAAUCACAAUCCUGAUUUUGAAAAUUCCCCAUGAAUGAAGAAAGGAAUGGCAUCCCUUGAGAAGGAAAGUGGUUAAUAUACAUACUGAGCUCCUAAAGUUUAAAUUCAGGUACUGAGUGUACAAUUUCACCAACAUUCUAACCCAUGAAACCUUUACACUCUGUACCAAGAAACUGUUGGCUUUUGUAAGGUACAGUGCUCAACAUUUGCAGAUUCAGGUCUCAAGAAGCAGAGAUGUCUCAUAAGCAGCAUUUUCCCAACAGUUUAGCAUCUGUACACAUCUGCCUUGGACAUCAGUCCACUCACAGAGUACCAUACUUUAUCAUCACAAGUGUCUGACGUGAACGAAUGCCAUUUUCUAUUCCAUAUAUUUUGCUUUACAAUUUUAAGUAUUUGAUGAAGGUGGUAACUUUUUCCUAACUUAGUUAACUAUUAAAAAAAAUUUUGAAAAGCAAGGUGAUUGAAGGAUUGUGAUGACAAUCUCUUUGCAGCAGCUAUGUAUGGUUUAUGUGAAGUAUCCCCGCUUAUUCUUGUGGAGUAGGUUUGGUGAGACAGCAAUAACCAAAUGACAUGCCAAUAUUAAUGGUGCAACUGGUAUUCUACACAUGCAUAAGGAACACAUAGACGACUUCCUUUUAGGAUAAAAUGAUGCUUCUUUCACUACCUUUUGUGGUAGCUGUGGCUUCCAAUAGCAAGUGUUUGACAGUUAUAUAAAUCUUGCGUGUGUAUUCUUAGUUUGUGUCCCUUAAGUACUACUUAAUUCUCAAGUAGUAAUGUUAUUCUUAUACCCUUCAUCGUUCUAUUUUGAUUCAAAACAAUUGAUUCAAAACAAUUUUGAAUCAAUUUUCUAUUUUAAUUCAAAACAAUUGAUAAUUCUGUAAAAAAACAUAAACACUCUGAAUUCUUCAGUGAACCAAAGCACCAAAUAAUAGAGAAAACUUCUUGAAACUGGAGUGUGGGAAAACUUCAUAACAGAACUAAGAGUUAAAGGUAGUGAGAAGUGUGUGGUGUGUGAAUUCUUUAGUGGUAAGGGGAAAUGUUGGCUAAAUCCUUUUCUUUCAUGAAACUCUCAUUCUAUUUUAUAUUUCUGGUUUGUUCUUGUUCCCAUUUGAGAAAACAUACACACAGUUUCUGAAAAUUCAAAAUGGUCAUCAAUGCUUUGGACUUUACAUAAUUAUGUAUUAGAGAAGGUGCAACUGUACAUUACUUAAUAUACUAUGAACAUAAUAGAAUAACAAAAAAUUAAAGAUAACAAAGAGAUGCAAACUUCUGGAUAAAUCAGAUAAAUGGUGCUACAGAGGAAUUUAGUUAUUUCAGCUUAAUUAUUUGUAAAAAUAAUAAUCAGUGAUUAGGUAAAGAUACUGAAACUCAAGAAAAAUAUCUUGACCCAUUUAUGUCUAGUGUUCCAUUAUUGGAAUGCUAAGCUUAUGGGAGUUAUUUAGAGCCUACUGCUCAAGGUCAUCACCAAGGUCUGGUUGCAAAAAUUCAAAAAAUUGCAACCUCAGGAAUAAAUGGCUUAAGCCCAACAGAUGGCAUUGACUAUAAAUGGUGGCUUGUGUGUGAAGGGUUUGGACUUCAAGAUAUACUAACACCUAGAAAACUAAAAGUGCAAUUGACCCCCAAUUACUAUUUUAGUUUGAGGUAUCAAGGGCAUUUGCCAAUCUCUUAUAUGUAGCUUCUAGAGUUGUGCUGUCCAAUAUUAGAUCCACUAGCCAACGUGGCUUUUGAAAUUAAAAUUAAUUAAAAUUAAAUUAAAAACGUAAUUCUUCAGUCACACCAGCCAUAUUUCAAAGGCUCAAUAGCCACGCCUGGCUUGUGGCUACCAUAUUGGAUAACAAGAAACACUUCCAUGGUUGAAGAAAAUUUUAAUGGACAAUUCUGUGUUUCAUUUGAAUUCCUUGUCCUUGAAGAAAAGGGAAGAAGAGGAAAGAAACAAGAUUUGGUAGCUCUUGGGCAUAUCCAAGCAUUUUUGAUCUUAGAGAGGCCCUAUGGAGUAAUGAAAAAAAUACAAGCUGACACAGCUUUAAAUCCCCACUGUGUUAUCUUGGGAAAAUCACUUCAACCUCCAUGAGUAUCAAUUUGCAAUUUUGGAAAAGAAAAACAAUUUUUGUCCUGUCUUUCUUGCAAGAUUAUUAUGCAACCUGAUUAAAUGUACAGAUGUGCAGACUCUUAAAAACCUUAUGUUAAUGUAACCCAUAUAAAGUACGACUUUUGGUCGAGUACCAGCACAAAUUUGCAUUCAAAGGAAGAAUAGUUCAUCAGUGCAAAAAGCGUUCAAAGGUAAUCAGUUCAUCACGUAUCUUGAGAAAAAGAGAAUGCAUUCAAAACACAAAGCAAAAUUGCUUCAGUUUCUUUUCUGCCCAUCUGAAUAUUUCCUUUAGUAUUUGUCCCACAUGACAUCCAUCCCAUGUAUUUAUCCACUCUUUGCCAACAUUGCCUAUGAACAUCCUUCAACUGGCUCAGUUCUUUAUUGCAUAGAGCCACUUAGCUUCUCUAGUUUCUUAUGAUUUCCUGUUUUACACUUAACAGCAAAAGGAGGCUUCCAUUUAGAAGGCACCAUCUCAAACAUAAAUAAUUUCAUAUUUAUUUUAUCACUAUAACACUAAUGUAAGGAACUAUGGCGUUAAAAUAUAAAACUAUUUGGAACUUAAUGUAAACCUUUGCACAUGCAGACUAUAUAAAGGGAAUAAAAUUAUUUAAAAUUAUGCUAAUAUCCAGAUACAUAUUCUAAGGUUAGUAUCAUUUAUCAGUUUUUGGCAACAGAUUCUUAUGUUACAUCUUCAUGAGGGAGUAUAAAUUUGAUCACGUCCCUAGUGUCUAUUGCCCACUUGAGAAAGAUUUUGCCAGGAUCCACGGAUCGCUUCAAGAUGCUUUCAUUUAUGAUAGGAAAUUAAUAUUUAAAUAAGACUAAUUGAAAACUAGAUUAUCUGGUUCUAAUUUCUUCCUCCUGUGAAAUGUUCUUUUGGUUUGUAUUUCUUUAGGUAUUUUCCGAGUUACUGCUGCUUUUACUUCACCACCUCCAACCCCACUUUUGUUAUCAGCGUCAUAUGCCAGAAUCGUGGCAGAUCCAGCCUGGACAACAUAGUGAGACCCAUCUCUAUCAAAUAUACAUACAUAUAUACACACACACACACACACACACACACACACAAAUAUACAUGUAUAUCAAAUAUAUAUGUAUAUUUGAUAGAGAUGAUAGCAAUUAUAUGUGUGUGUGUGUGUGUGUGUGUGUAUUAGCCAAGUGUGGUUUCCCAUGCCUGUAGUCCCAGCUACUUUGGAGGCUGAAGUGUAAGGGUUGCUUGAGCCCAUGAGUUAGAGGCUGCUGUGAGCUAUGAUCAUGCCACUGCACUGCAGCCUGGGCAACAGAGCAAAACCCCAUCUCUCAAUAAAAAAAAGAAUCGUGAGACAUCGUGUAAUCCAACCUCUUAAUGUUACAGAUAAGUAAACUGAGGCCCAAAGAGAUAUAGUAAUAGUCCCAGUGUCAGUAAACUGGGUCUUAAACUUAAAUGUUUGUUUCAGUUCUCAUUGCCUACAUCUCUUAAUUGUCGGCACUUAAGGCCAACCAAGCAGCUUAGACAGCACAGUCCACUCAACGGUAACUUUAUUUGCUAUAUUGACGAUCUGCUCUGUUCUGUAAUAUAGAACAUUGGAUCAAUCUUUAUCUUUUUGCUGACUUAAGGAGGCUGCUAUUGUUGCAACAUCCAGAGAUUUCAAGUUCUAGCCAUUGCAGGGUCUUUGUGGUGUUUUCAAUUUCUCCUCUCUCCACCCCUGCCCCCAUCUGUGGCCAUCUAAGUUAGCAAUACAAUUUAUUUUGGCCAUUUAAAAUUUUUCUGCCUUUGUUUUAUUUCCUCCCAAAUGUAUUUGAAAAUGAAUGAUCUAUAUAGCCGAUUUUCUGACCACAUAUAUAAUUGCAAUUUUUAUUUGCUCUUCAAACUAUUACAACAUUUUUGUCCUCAUAAGGUUUUUUGGGCAGAUAAUGCGAGGUCUGUGGUGUUACCUUUUAUAUACUCCUAUUACCUUAUGUUUGUGAAGCAUUUUACAUUUUACAGAGCACUUUGAUUCAUCUCCCUAUUUGUUCAUUUAUUUAACUGUUCAGUUCACUGAAAUAUUUAUUGAACACCUACUGGAACCAAGUGACUGUGCUAGUAACUUGUGAUAUACAGUAGUGAGAGUCCAGGCAUGUAACUGAUCAUUAUAAUACAAUAACAUCCCUAAACCAGACUUUACUAGUAGAUAGGAUCAACAAUACUCUAUCAAUUUUCAACUCCAAUUUUCUGUUCUACUUAAAAUGGGAACUAGAAACUGUUUGCCUGAAGAAUGUGUCUGAAACAUAAUACAUCACUGCAUGUCUGUGCUGUAGACCUGUUAAUUUUAUUUGUGAGAAAAAAAGUUACUCAAAAUUCUCCCUGCCCUAAGAAUACUUUCUAGUUCACUGUGGUCUUACUGACCAGAUGCAACAGUUGAAGUUUGAUUUCUCGACCCAAUAUUUCUAUUGGGUUUUGAAUUAUUAAUAUCACUGUUUUGAGGUAUUCAGAAACACCAGUGUAUCAAAAAAGCAUUUGCACUUUAGGUGUGUGUGGUGGUUAUGUCAUUUAUUAGACCAUCCCAGACAUAAGACAAUCAGGGAAAUCAGAAAACUCCAGCCUCAAAUGUGUCUAUAAUUUCCUGUUCUACCAUUGUCGUAUCAUAACAUGGUAUUACUUCUUAAGGUUUUGAUUAAGUUGAUCUAGCCUCAACUUAAAUUGUAAUACAUCUGCCUAAUUAUUGUCUGGAAUAACUUUCCCACCAUCCAAUGCCCACUGCUCUCACAAUGAUUAUUGUAGAGAAGUAAAAUGGUAAUUAUUCAAGUAAAGUCACAUAAUUUCUGGAGUCAGUUUUUCAUAACAAGUUUAUGGAAUACAUCAUCAUUGGCUUCUUCAUAAUAUAUUUAUUAUGAGUGACCAAAUUUUGCCUGGAGGAGCAAAAUGCUCAAAACUUGUUAUUAUAGGUUAAUUUCCAGCUCACUGUUGACACUGAAAGAUUCUGUGUUACUUUAAAUCCAGGAUAAAAGGCUGGAAAAAAAAUUAAAUGUAAGUCAUAAACUAGUACUCAGCUUUUCCUAGUUUCUAAGGCUUAUUAACGUUUGCGAAUUACUCAAUAAAUGUCUUUCAUAAUGGAAUAACAUAAAAGCUUUUGAUUUGGCAGAUAGUGAUAUUUUAUUUAUUUUCAUUCUGGUUGAAAAAAAUCUCUGGCUUCUCUUCAUUCCACGAGAAUUUUGAUUUUUAACAGCAGUCUCUCUUUUUCCCAGCAUUGCAAAUAUAUAUGUAUAUAUAUUCAUGACCAAAGUAUCGCUUACUGACCAUGCAGCUGUAAACCUUGUGUGCCUAUCAAACAAAUACAUAGCAUGCAACUAAUUUUAGAAGUUUCAUGGGGGAAUUUUAGGGGAAAGUAUAAACCUAAGAGUGAGUGAAUGGAGAUGAUUCAUGGAAAAAAAAUAAAAAUCUGAAUGUGCUAUUAGGUAGAGUUAUUAACUUCUUUUAGUUGUUGUUUGAGAUGGAGUUUUGCUCUUGUUACCCAGGCUGGAGUGCAAUGGUGUGAUCUCGUCUCACUGCAACCUCCGCCUCCCAGGUUUAAGCGAUUCUCCUGCCUCAGCCGCCCGAGUAGCUGGGAUUACAGGCAUAUGCCACCACAGCCGGCUAAUUUUGUAUUUUUAGUAGAGACGGGGUUUCUCCAUGCUGGUCAGGCUGGUCCCCAGCUCCCGACCUCAGGUGAUCCGCCCACCUCCGCCUCCCAAAGUGCUGGAAUUACAGGCCUGAGCCACCGUGCCUGGCCGAGUUAUUAACUUCUUAAGAGCAAUGUGCUAAUAAAUAUUCAUUGAUGACCAGCUCAAAUUUAGGUCAUUCAGACAUCCAGACACUGGGGCACAUAUUCUGCAAGCGAUGCUGAGACCCCUGACAUAGAGAAAGCAAAGGAUAUGCCUAUGAUUACUCUAAAAUGCAGCCAUCACCCCCCAUACCUCUUCUAUGGCAUUCGUCCUAACAUCAUGGAGGCCUUUGUCCUAGAGAAUUAUGUGACUUGCCCUAGAGAAUUAGUGAAUGACCAAAAAGAGACUUUCCAUUUAUCUUCCUUUGACUUAAAAGGCAUGAAAAUAAGGCAAAAAAAUCAAUAAAAUAAUUUUCCUGAGGAAAGGUUAAGAGAUGGCACUUUCCUUUCUGGGCCCAGAGCUGGAUUUCUCUGAGGUUUGACCAUCUCAGGACCCAGACAGACUCCAGUGCUAUUUUCUGGACAUUUGUGGUGAAGCCUCAGCCACCAUGUUCAAGGUAGUUUGAAUGAAAACAUACUCAGAUUGUCACAUUUAUAGCGGGGAAAUAAAAACUCAAAUUAGGCAUCCUGCAGCAGGCUACUCUGAAAAUAACAUUAGGCAACAUCAGAGCUUCACUUGCAAAGAAAUGUUAAAAUCAUUUUAGGGAAAUCAGUGAAGUCUCUUUAGAAACAGACAUCUUGUGUAUGGCGUAACCCAGUCUUGGGGCCCUCACGGAGAAGAGGGGGAAGUCUUUUCAUUGAUUGGUCAAAACAAAUCUCUCAUUUGCCUGAUUUGAAGCAUUUCAACAGUGCCUGGAGAGUACAUUAUUUUCAGGGGAAAAAAAGGAGAGAGUCUUUUUUAUAUGCCAGCUGGGACCAUGGGAACUUCGAAUGCCAGGAAUUUACUACUGUUUCUGGUAAUUCUGUUUGUAGUCAUUUGAAAUGUUGAAGUGUGAAAAGAGAAGAAAUUGGGCACUUCUUGUGGCGGGGGGAAGGGGGGGCGGUGGCUUUCCAGAUUUUAUGCCAGUUGCACCAGCAUGCAGAAUAUUUGUAAUGCAUUUCAAAGUGGAUAUAAUUGCACCCUUUGUCAGAAUCACAAAGCUCACUGCGGCGCUGCUACAAGAGAACACUGAGGAAAAUCUGGCCCUAUGAACCCAGUCAACCCCAAGCAAAAAGAAUGACUAUGUGUGUGAGUGCAGCACAUGGCCAGUUCGUUUCUCACUGUUUUGGAAAGCCCUGUGUGCCAAACCAAGGACGUGUCUUUCAGGGAAAGGUUAAUUUUCCGAAGUUUAUUAAAAUAGAACUUGGAAAACCAAGCAUUUUGAAUUUAUUCCAGUCCUCUGGGCAUCAUUCCUAUUUCUUCUGCCAUGUCAAGGAGAAAUUCCAAGCCUGCAUUCUGUCAUGCUAAAAUAACCAGCCCAUAUUUCUCGAUGACCUUCUGUUGAACGUACCUGAGCCUGCAAAUGUAAAAAUGAUUGUAUCUGAAUUUGCACUAAUGGUGUCUGAGAGCAAAAAGAGUGUGACCUCUAUUGGAAACCUUUGUUCAAAUUCAAUAAUUCAGAGAUGCUACAUACUUCUGCAAGCUUCCUGAUUAUGUUCACUGUAAUAUUAAUGACCUAAGUUUGAAUGUAUUUCCUUACAGUCCAUUAAUUUGACAUCCAUCUUUUACCUGGGGAUUAUUACGAUUGCAAUAAGUCAUUAAUGUUUUCUUCACACAGCUUCUUAAACCAAGUUUCUCUGCAGCUUUUUUGGUUCUGCUUACAGUGUGUGGGAAAUCUGAUUUUUUUCCCCUAGUAAUAGUUUGAUAAGAAAUUUAGUGUAUUGACUGCCUCAGUGACACAAUUUAUCUUUAAAGGUGUGGAAGCUGGUGGGGACCAAAUGUUACCUGUGUUUUUGCUGUUGAUUGCUAUUUUCAGAAGCAAACCAUGUUUUUCACUUACAGUAGGAGUCAACAAAUUUGGGAUUUUAGAAGGGGGAGGAGGGAGCUAUUUGUGUAAGACUGCUGUCAUAUUUGACUACAUAUUAAAAACAAUAAAUGAGCAUUUUGUUUUAAUUUCUUAAA
Gorilla gorilla gorilla (western lowland gorilla) is the source of this 12547-nucleotide messenger RNA. RefSeq names its product plexin domain containing 2 (gene PLXDC2). The record is from RefSeq and is a predicted model, not a curated record. Bases 1723 to 3312 code for a protein of 529 amino acids. NCBI's taxonomy places the organism in Eukaryota, Metazoa, Chordata, Mammalia, Primates, Hominidae. The transcript has 14 exons.